This is a messenger RNA of Mustela lutreola (European mink), 817 nucleotides long. RefSeq names its product PRELI domain-containing protein 2-like. Gene Ontology annotation, biological process: phospholipid transport. Lineage: Eukaryota; Metazoa; Chordata; Mammalia; Carnivora; Mustelidae. The record is from RefSeq and is a predicted model, not a curated record. The coding region runs from base 144 to 590 and encodes 148 amino acids. Gene Ontology annotation, molecular function: phosphatidic acid transfer activity. Gene Ontology annotation, cellular component: mitochondrial intermembrane space. The transcript has a single exon.
GGCGGGGCGGGUGUGGGCGCCCGCGGCGGCGGCAGAGCCCGGCGCGGGCGUGCGGGGAUGGGGUCACGGUGGACGUGCGCCAGGUGUACAAGUACCCCUUCAAGCAGGUGGUCGCCAGCUUCCUCCGCAAGUAUCCCAACCCCAUGGAUAAAAAUGUCAUCUCUGUGAAAACCGUGGAGGAAAAGAGAGAUGUGUCAACAGGGAUCAUCUAUAGAAAGAGGAUUGCAGUCUGUCAGAAUGUGGUUCCAGAAAUUUUAAGGAAGGUGAGCAUUUUAAAGGUACCUAGUAUCCAAUUGGAAGAGGAAUCCUGGCUCAAUCCUCAGGAGAGAAACAUGGCUAUUUGGAGUCACUGCCUUACGUGGACACAAUAUGCAUCCAUGAAGGAAGAGUCUGUCUUCCGGGAAAGUAUGGAAAAUCCAAAUUGGAUGGAGUUUAUUCAGAGAGGCAGGAUUUCAAUUACAGGGGCUGGCUUUCUCAACUGUAUUCUGGAAACUUUUGCCAGCACAUUCUUAAGACAGGGUGCCCAGAAGGGAAUUAGAAUAAUGGAGAUGCUGCUGAAGGAGCAGUGUGGUGCCCCGUUAGCUGAAUAAAGAAUCAUCAGGGACCUGUGUUGUGCUACUUUUGCUCGAGAAUCACUUCUUGGCCAGAACCCAUCACUGAUGCAGUUUUCCAAAAAUGGGCUUAAGGAGACAGUGUCAGCAGCUUAAAGAAGAGGAGACCUUCCUGCCAGGGUGUGAAGCUCUUGGACAGGAGGCCUUCUAGAUGGAUUUUUAUGGCACAGUGUCUUUAUGAUUUACAAAUAAAGGAAAAAACCCAU